AUGCCCUCCGAUAAAGUUGAAAAGAAGCGCAAGCGCGCCUCUGACCGUCACGAGCGGCCUAGUAAAAAGCCUGCUCUCGGGUUGCAUGACCUCCCUCCUCUUGCCGUCAGCGUCAUCAACGAUGAUAGCGAACUGGCCCCGGUGCUUAUCACCACCCCGGGUGUCAAUGCCCCUCGAGAACUGCGCCUGAAACCGUACAUCAAAACGCGCACCUAUUCGUCCAGCCACUCCUCCACUCAGAAUAGGGGCAUUGUCGCCGAUGAACUGUUGCUGCAGACCUCGGAGCAUCCCAAGAUGGACUUUGUGGGCCGAGAGGCCAACGAUGAUGCUGAUUCACAGGUGAAGCAUUAUGUGGCCGUGAUUGAUCCGCAAAAGCAGACUUGGCAGUUCAUUGAGGCACGAAAGAUGACUCUUCGAGGAGCCGUGAGGUCCUUGAAACGUGUGGCCGAGGAAUCCGAGGAGGAGGAAAGCGAAGAUGAGGGGAUGAAAACUAUCCGUGCCCAACGCACCGAGCUCACCAAUACUUUUGGUACCAAACAAUCACGCAAGGCGGCGCAGUCCAUGGCCGAAAACGCCCAGCUGUCUAAUGCCCCCGCGGGCGCUGCCUCCGCCGCCGAAUCCGCCAUACUCUCUGCCAUGCCUGUGGACUCCACUGCCGACAUCGCCGCUAAGGCGGCGGCCGUGCAGGCCCAGAUCCAAGCCGCGAAGCCUCUGCCUCCAGCGAACCUGGAUGCCUCCCAUCCGGCGGACGUGUACCCCAUUGAAGCUCUGGUGCCAAACGGCUUGGCCACCCUCCACCAGCUGCCUGGACUGAAGGAAUGGCAGGAGACCGUUCUCGCUGGACUGAGUGUGACCACCACGUCCCGCUACGUGUCUCGUCGUGUCGAUGCCGUCGUCAAUUCGGGCAAUGCACUCCACCUCCAGGUGCUACGCUUCAUUUUCCUGCUGCUGGAGUUUGCUCGCUCGCUCCGUCCCGGCCGGGACCCCAAGUCCUCCUCCGGACCGGGAAGCAAACGCCUCCCACCACGCGAGGACCUCCGUCGCAUCCUGGCCUCGUCCACGGGUGGCUCCAGCGACAAAAAGUCCACCGCCGACUCCACUGCGGCGGCAGCGGCAGCUGCGGACGCCAUCCCGGACUCGAUUAUCGAUGCUGUGCGCCGGAAAUUCGCACCGCAAGGCACUCACCUCUCCAAAAACGAUAUCACCUUCCUGCACACCACCAUCUGCGCCCUGUCGUUGCAUAUCCCGCCCCAACCGUCCCCAGAUGGGGGGUCCAGCUCGCAGGGCGGAAACUCGGCCAACGAGCUGGCCACCGACCCGGCGGAUCUCCGCGACGACCUCCGUGUCGAUAGCACUACUAUCCAGAGGUACUUCCGCGAACUGGGCUGUCGCAUCGACAAGCCUCGCGAAUCAGAGUUUACCAAAUGGAAUGUCGGGAGCAAGGCGGAGGCUGCGACGCGUCGUAUAGCGCGGUUGAAGAUCCCGGUGGAGUUUCCCAAGGUUACUCGUGGUGGUCGACGGUGA
Molecule: messenger RNA, 1524 nt
Organism: Aspergillus tanneri
Lineage: Eukaryota; Fungi; Ascomycota; Eurotiomycetes; Eurotiales; Aspergillaceae
Gene: RPA49
Product: DNA-directed RNA polymerase I subunit RPA49
Exons: 3
Coding region: 1-1524 (507 amino acids)
Biological process (GO): transcription elongation by RNA polymerase I; nucleolar large rRNA transcription by RNA polymerase I; RNA polymerase I preinitiation complex assembly
Cellular component (GO): RNA polymerase I complex
Molecular function (GO): DNA binding
Source: RefSeq, a predicted model, not a curated record